This is a messenger RNA of Mercenaria mercenaria, 3384 nucleotides long. RefSeq names its product archaemetzincin-2-like. Gene Ontology annotation, biological process: proteolysis. The record is from RefSeq and is a predicted model, not a curated record. The transcript is spliced from 3 exons. Bases 92 to 1276 code for a protein of 394 amino acids. Gene Ontology annotation, molecular function: metallopeptidase activity. NCBI's taxonomy places the organism in Eukaryota, Metazoa, Mollusca, Bivalvia, Venerida, Veneridae.
AUCGGUUUCAGUUUCAUGAAAUAACAACAACAAACACAUUUGCUAUAAUUUGUGAAUUUAAGUAUCAUUUACAGAAAGACUAACAGAUAACAUGGGAGGUUUAUUCUCAGUACCAAGAACACAAAGAAUUCUUAUAGGAGAUUUAUCGUCACUGCCGGACAGAGAACAAAAGCUCUAUGAACUCAGUAAAUAUGUUCUAGAUUUGGAAAAUCACUAUAUCGGAACUCUCUCAAACAAACUUGGUAUAAAGAUUGUUGCACUGGAGGUAAAAAGUUUAGAUAAAUCUGAUGACCAAAGUAAAGAAGAGCCUGCAACAUUGAAUGAUUGUAAAGACAUUUCUUGUACUGGAAUUGACCUCCAGACAGCUGAUGAUCAGCCUACUGAUGAGGUUAUAAGUUUAUUUCAUUUGCUAGUCACUGAUAAACCUUACUUCUAUUCUCAGACAUUUUCUGCAUGGAGAUCAUUGAUCAAAUUCAGGAAUCUGUGUUCAUUCUCUUGCUUUCAACCUGAGAAGCGGACAAUUUACAUACAGCCUGUUGAUAAUUUUCCAAACUUUAUAGCAGAUUGUGAAAUGCACAUGAAAAGUUUUGGGAGUAGUUUCGAUUUCUUUGCCUUGUUGAAAACAUUUACUGAAAUAUAUUUUGAUGGAUUAAGUGUGAAUUUAUUGCCAAAUAUUUUCUUAAUGCAAUCGAAAUGGAAUAUAAAAAGCAGACUUCACCAUAAAACCGGACAGAAACAGUAUUUUGUGAGAGAUUUUUAUGAAACUUUACAAAAAGUUAUGCCAUCAGAUGGCUUUUGCAUUAUGGGUAUUUCUUGGACAGAUUUGUAUCCAACAGAAGAUUUAAAUUUUGUUCUUGGUGAAGCAAACUUUAUGACUAAUUCUGGAAUUUUUUGUUUUGGUCGAUAUGAACCAAAAGCUUUCAAUCCUGAUACACAUAAAGAUAUCACAGAAUUGGAUGGAAAGAUUUUAUGGAGAAUUUUGAAGGUGCUGAGUCACGAAACAUGUCAUCUGUUUGGCUUACAACACUGCUGGUAUUUUCAGUGUGCAAUGAAUGAAAGUACAAGCAUGCUUGAAGCAGCCUCGCAGCCAUUAUUUCUAUGUCCUGUUUGUCUGCGUAAACUACAGUACUCAUGUGGAUUUGACGUGCUGUCAAGAUACAAGAAAAUGCUGCCAUUUCUGAGAGACAUCAGUAAAAUUUACCCAACAUCCGAGUUCCUUCAUUCUGUGAUAUGGUUAGAAAAAUGUAUUGAAUUUUUACAAUCAGAUGUUGUUUAAAACUCUAUGUAUGGACUGCCAGUGCUAACUGAUUACCGUAGGUUUUUCAAGUAGAGCCACCAGCAUGUGUAACUUCAGUAUUUUUACAGAUUUGAUAUGUGUUGCCCAGUUAUAGAGGACCCACUGCUUCUGGUUAAAUUUAUGGAUAGGUGGUACAAGUACCAAACACUUUAUAGUAUUGUCCUAAAAUGCUUCCUUGCUUGAUGUUCAACAUUAAGAGGAUAGUUCUAAGACUUGUCAGUCCUGUGUUGGAAAAUAUGAUUGGAUGGGAUAUCUUGCAUUAUGUCUAUAUUACAUUGACUACAUAGCACUAUAUAGUUAUGCUUACUGCUACCAUUAAACAGUGUCAAAUUGAUAAAAGGAUGCAAAACCCGAACACACAGAAACACUCCUGUUGAAUAGAUAGUAGAAAAUUAUUCAUUUCUGGCGUACCUCAACAUCGGAAUUCGUACAUCUGUAAUAAGGUUUGAGAAAUGCAUUGAUCAUUGUAACCAGGUCAAAGGUCAAGUUUGUCAUCAAGAUGAAGUGGACAUUAUGCUUAUUGUUGAGUUUUCCAACUUUUUUUAGCUCAUCUGAUUUUUUGAAAAACAAUGAUGAGUUAUUGUCAUGACUUGAGCGGUUGUCGGCGUCGGCGUCUGCAUCGGCAUUGCCUGGUUAAGUUUUAUGUUUAGGUCAGCUUUUCUCCUAAACUAUCAAAGCUAUUGCUUUGAAACUUGGAAUACUUGUUCACCAUCAUAAGCUGACCCUGUAUAGCAAGAAACAUAACUCCAUCUUGCUUUUUGCAAGAUUUAUGGCUCCUUUUGUACUUAGAAAAUAUCAGAUUUCUUGGUUAAGUUUUAUGUUUAGGUCAACUUUUCUCCUAAACUAUCAAAGCUAUUGCUUUGAAACUAGGAAUACUUGUUCACCAUCAUAAGCAGACCCUGUACAUCAAGAAACAUAACUCCAUCUUGCUUUUUGCAAGAAUUAUUGCCCCUUUUGGACUUAGAAAAUCAGUUUUCUUGGUUAAGUUUUAUGUUUAGGUCAGCUUUUAUCCUAAACUAUCAAAGCUAUUGCUUUAAAACUUGCAACACUUGUUCACCAUCAUAAGCUGACCCUGUACAGCAAGAAACAUAACUCCAUCUUGCUUUUUGCAAGAUUUAUGGCCCCUUUUGGACUUAGAAAAUAUCAGAUUUCUUGGUUAAGUUUUAUGUUUAGGUCAACUUUUUCUCUUAAACUAUCAAAGCUAUUGCUUUGAAACUUGUAACACUUGUUCACCAUCAUAAGCUGACCCUGUAUAGCAAGAAACAUAACUCCAUCCUGCUUUUUGCAAUAAUUAUUACCCCUUUUGGACUUAGAAAAUCAUUUUCUUGGUUGAGUAUUAUGUUUAAGUCGACUUUUCUCAUAAACUAUCAAAGCUAUUGCUUUAAAACUUGCAACAGUUUUUCACCAUCAUAAGUGGACACUGUACAUCAAGAAACAUAACUCUAUCCUGCUUUUUGCAAGAAUGAUGGCCCUUUUUAGACUUAGAAAAUCAUGGUUAGGACAAUAUUUCUAUUACACAAAAAAAAUCAGAUGAGCAUCAGCACCCGCAAGGCGGUGCUCUUGUUUGGACUUUAUAAUAGUGUUUUAUCAAGUGUCUUGAGGGGUAGGGGACAUGAUUCUUGUUCUUCAGGUUUUUUUUGCUCUGAAAAGCAUAUAGUGGUUUGCUAUUUUCUAACCAUCGCUUCUUUCAAAUGACAAUUAAAGUAAAGUCUUCUGUUGCUGUAUCAUUGUGCUAAACAUCCCUUUUCAUGUAUUUUGUUUCUUUUGCAAGAUAUUUGUUUUUCAAAUAUAAUUUUAAUUCUUCCGAUAUUUUUAUCAAAAAGUGGUUAAUGUCCUGUCACUGUCAUUUUACAAGUGAUUAAAGUGUCACUCAAAUCUUGAGAGGGAAGUAAAUCCUCAUGAUAAAAUAUCUGACAAACUAAAACCUUGCAUUUCUUCAUAUUUGAAUUUUAAGUGUUAGAAAGGAUAUUAAGCUUUUUAAUAUAGAUAUGCAGUAUGCAGAGAUUAAUUUUCUUUUAAAAGAUUUUACCAAGCUUUGAAUUCUGUAAAAUCUGAAUAAGUCAUUGUAAUAAAAUGUUAGCUAACUA